This is a messenger RNA of Australozyma saopauloensis, 1392 nucleotides long. RefSeq lists its product as uncharacterized. The transcript has a single exon. NCBI's taxonomy places the organism in Eukaryota, Fungi, Ascomycota, Pichiomycetes, Serinales, Metschnikowiaceae. The coding region runs from base 1 to 1392 and encodes 463 amino acids. Gene Ontology annotation, molecular function: ATP:ADP adenylyltransferase activity. The record is from RefSeq and is a predicted model, not a curated record.
AUGUCAUAUAAUAUUUUGGGAAUCACAUUGAGGAAUCACGCCCAAUCGUCCUGGAAGUCAAUAAAAGAGGCUCAUCCUGCUAUAUUCUGUCUCUAUAGCCAUAAAAAAAUGAUACUCAAUGAAAAAUUAACCAUUAAAAGAGAGAAUUUCACUCUUCGGAGACUCAAAGACAAAGUCAAGAUGUUUUACAAACUCAAAAUGGCUAAAUGGAUUGACGCGUGGAGGCCAGACAAUGAUGCAAAAGAAAAAGUUCUUCUUUGCCAGGUCGAGGAUGACUCGUCGGGGCCUUUCCAUAUUCCUCCGCCACCAAUGACAUAUUGUUCAUACUUACCUAGUCUUCUUUUGCAACCAUGCGAAAUUGGAAAAGCAGACGAGUAUGGUUUUAGCCUUCCCCUCGAUUUUCCAUCGGUUUUAUCAGAGGCAUGGCCGAAAGCGGCACGCCUGAAUCAUGUCCGCUGGAACCCCAAAACAAUAUUUCAAGUCAGCCUGACCAAAUUCGUGGGCAAAGAACAGUACACAACCUUAUUUGUGGCUACCGAUUAUGCCUCCCAUCGAGUGAAGAGGGAGGAGGUCAAGGAGGAGCUAGUUUUGAUGGAUGGUUUAGGACCCAUUCGAAGCCACCUUAUUUGUUUGGAAACCCAUCCUGUAAGGCCAUUUCAAUUCAAGCUUGUCAAUACUAUGUUCAAGCUGUCCACUGAAACGCCUGAGGUUGAGUUGUACUUCCUGUACAAGAUUUUGGAGAAUUUGGGCCAGCCUUCACUCUCAAUGACAGACUUCGAGACUAAGUGGUAUGCUUCUUUCGACUGUAUGUCCGAUAUUUUCUUCCCCUCGGCCUCUUCGACGCACGUAACGUUUCUCACUUUGCCUCAAUAUCACGAGCCAUUUGCUGAUAAAUUGCUCAGAAACAUUCCAGUGCCUAAAGAUGGAGAUCUCAGUGCCGUGGUUUGGGACCAUGAGUUCUUUUUGUAUCACUUUGCGCUUCGUCUCCCAAGGACGUUUGGCAGCAGAAUGUUGAGCGUCCUUCAAGAAGGGUUUGACAAGUUGUUUGAUAUGGCCAAUGAAUUGGUUGGGCUCAUUCUAAUGGACCGCUUUAGAUACGACUUCUGUAUGACCACCGAGUGGAUGAUGCUUGUGCCUCGGAAGCCUGUGAGAGGAUCAAGGUUCUUGGAAUUCGAGGGCUUCAACUCUUUAGGCUUGUUUAGGUGCAAAAGGGAUUACGAAAUGGCGUAUAUCUCUCAGCAGGACUGGUUGACAAGCCAACUCAUCACCAGUUAUUACUGGGGUCCUGAAUUAGACGAGGAUGAGUGUGUGAUCCAGAAUGAUGAGCACACAUUGGAAGAUACUAUCUGUGUGAAUUUUGACUCUCUGGGUUUACCUUUGCCUUUGCUCUGA